Messenger RNA from Hermetia illucens (black soldier fly), 741 nucleotides. RefSeq names its product NADH dehydrogenase [ubiquinone] 1 beta subcomplex subunit 5, mitochondrial (gene ND-SGDH). Lineage: Eukaryota; Metazoa; Arthropoda; Insecta; Diptera; Stratiomyidae. The transcript has 4 exons. Bases 65 to 631 code for a protein of 188 amino acids. The record is from RefSeq and is a predicted model, not a curated record.
UUUGACAGUUGAAAGCGGCUGACCGAAUACAUUCGUCCGAGUGCUGUCAAAAUAAUUGGAAAAGAUGGUGGUGUGGAGUGGAUUAUCUCGUUCUGUGGCGAGCCUAAGCCAAAUUAAGCCAGUUUUAAACCCUCAAAGCUUAUCCAAGGCUUUUAAGAAUGGUCUCCAGAUACGAAAAAUGUCUGGUGAUGGACACCGCGAUAUAUUCUACGUCACUCCAAGUAGAUUUCAAUGGAAUAAGUUCAAGGAUAUGCUUCACUUCUAUGUCAUGCUAGGAGUGAUUCCAAUUACUGCCAUCGUUUUCUAUACAAACGUCUUCAUCGGGCCGGCACAACUCACUGAAAUCCCGGAGGGUUACACACCAAAACAUUGGGAAUACCACAAGCAUCCAAUUUCUCGCUUCUUGGCCCGCUAUCUGUAUCCGUCACCACAGCAGGAGUACGAGAAGAUGUGCCACUAUCUCUAUGAGGAAAAUGAAAAGGCCCAGAUAAGGAAACUUGAGACCAAAAUUCGUGACAUGAUGCGAGAGCGACAGGAUUACCAAGCCUAUUACUACCGCCCGGCUAUCGCCAAGUAUCACAGAGUUUCCAAGGAGGCAGCUGACUACCUAGAAUCCAUUCGUGGCGACUAAAGUCCAUAAACUACUCCACCAGUAACGGCACAGAGAUUGUGGGAAAUCGGAACACGGGGCUGCCACGGAAUCAUUUGUAGAAAUAUUUAAUAAACUUAAGAGAUGGAAAA